UCGUUCUUUCUGGCUAACUCGGCUGUAGCGACAGUACCGCUGCACCGAAGGACUUCUGGAAAGUUACGGUUCGGUGUUCCCCCCCCUUGCCUACGUUGCUGUCAUGGCCCCCAGCGCCCAGUUAAAGGAGGCGAUAGCUGAUGUACAGGAAGGCAUCCGAGCCAUCCUGCUCGGACCUCCCGGAGCCGGUAAAGGGACUCAGGCUCCGCGGUUAGCAGAGAAAUACUGCGUCUGCCACCUGGCAACAGGGGACAUGUUGAGAGCCAUGGUGGCCUCUGGCUCGGAGCUCGGCAGGAGGCUGAAGGAGACCAUGGACUCCGGCAAACUGGUCAGCGAUGAGAUGGUCGUUGAGCUCAUAGAGAAAAACUUGGACACGCCCGCCUGCAGGAACGGUUUCCUGUUGGACGGGUUUCCUCGGACGGUCAAACAAGCAGAGAUGCUCGAUGGCUUGUUGGACAAAAGGGACGAGAAGCUGGACUCUGUGAUCGAGUUUUCUGUCGACGACUCCCUGCUGGUUCGCCGGAUCUGCGGCAGACUCAUCCACCAGCCCAGCGGCCGCUCCUACCACGAGGAGUUCAACCCCCCCAAAGAGCCCAUGAAGGAUGACGUGACGGGCGAGCCGCUCAUCCGCCGCAGCGACGACAACGAGAAGACGCUACGCUCCCGUUUGGACGCCUACCACCGGCAGACGUCCCCUCUGGUGCAGUACUACAGCGCCAGGGGCCUGCACACGGCCAUCGACGCCGCCCAGAGCCCCAACGUUGUCUUCGCCUCCAUCGUCGCCGCCUUCUCCGCAGCCACAGAAGUCCCGGCUCGCGCCAAAGCUUCUGGUUGAACCCUGAGCUGCUCCGCGUCCCGAGGUGAUCAAACAGGAGGGAGGAGGGUAGACUGAGUUUACUGUGCUGUUAGGCUCCUCAAAGCGUUUCUACUCCCUGUAGGUUAUGACUGAGCCAGCGCAUCCCCUCUAAUAAACCUGCUGCUUUUCUACAA
Cyprinodon variegatus (sheepshead minnow) is the source of this 990-nucleotide messenger RNA. It is a transcript of the gene ak2, whose product is annotated as adenylate kinase 2. The transcript is spliced from 7 exons. Gene Ontology annotation, biological process: ADP biosynthetic process. Gene Ontology annotation, molecular function: AMP kinase activity; ATP binding. Bases 104 to 835 code for a protein of 243 amino acids. Gene Ontology annotation, cellular component: mitochondrion; cytoplasm. NCBI's taxonomy places the organism in Eukaryota, Metazoa, Chordata, Actinopteri, Cyprinodontiformes, Cyprinodontidae. The record is from RefSeq and is a predicted model, not a curated record.